AUGCAAAAGAAACGUGCUUCUGUUUGCCCUCAGCUGAAGGGGAACAAGAAAUUAAAUGAUAAACAAUUAAACGAAAACGGAGCAAUUGAAGGGAAAAUUACACACCUCUCCCUUUUCAACCUCUAUCCUUUUCUUUCUUUCAGAUUCUCUCUCCUAUGCCAUCUUUUUUGCUCUCUACCUACCCUUUUCUGCCAUAUUCUCUUUCUCAUCUAUUAUUCUCACUUUUUUCCAUUCAAUUUUCCAUAUUCCCCUCUUCUCCAUCUUUCACUCUCUUUUCUACCUUACACCCUCUCUCCUUGUCUCUAUUUAUCAGUUUUUAUCUCUCUCUCUACAUCUCUUACUCACUCCCAUUAUCUUUCAGAUCUCUCACUAUCAUUCUUAUCUUCCCCCUCCCUCUCUUGCUUUCUCUUUUUCCCCAUCUUUCACUUUUCUAUUUUUUAUGCCUUUCUUUUAAUCUAUCACUUUCUGUUUCUCUCCAUGUAUCUGCGACUCUCUCUCUCUCUCUCUCUUUCUCUCUCUCUCUCUCUCUCACUUUUCCUUUCCUUUUUCUUUCACUCGCAACACUUUCACUCUCUCAGUCCUUUGCAUUUCUUUAUUAUUUCAUUAUCACCAAAAUGCUUCAUUCUUAUUAUUGAGAUUCUUCGUUUCUUUUUAUUAAUAUCCUCCCUUCUUACUCAUCAUCAAAUCCUUUUUAUACUUUUUUUUUCUUUCUUUCUUUCUUUCUUUCUUUCUUUCUUUCUUUCUUCUCCACAAUGCCAUUUUAUGCUCCUUCCUUCCUUCCUUCCUUCCUUCCUUCCUUCUCUUCAAACCCAUUUAAUGGUUCUUUCUUUCUUUUUUCUUUCUCCACCUCAAGCUCUUCUUUCUUUCUUUCUUUCUUUCUUUCUUUCUUUCUUUCUUUCUUUCUUUGCUCUCCACAAAUCCAUUUCAUGCUCCUUCCUUCCUUCCUUCCUUCCUUCCUUCCUUCCUUCCUUCCUUCCUUCCUUCCUCAAACCCAUUUUAUGA
This is a messenger RNA of Acanthosepion pharaonis, 1002 nucleotides long. Lineage: Eukaryota; Metazoa; Mollusca; Cephalopoda; Sepiida; Sepiidae. The record is from the annotation of a GenBank genome assembly.